Stegastes partitus (bicolor damselfish) is the source of this 5718-nucleotide messenger RNA. It is a transcript of the gene lpin2, whose product is annotated as lipin 2. Bases 261 to 3014 code for a protein of 917 amino acids. NCBI's taxonomy places the organism in Eukaryota, Metazoa, Chordata, Actinopteri, Pomacentridae. The record is from RefSeq and is a predicted model, not a curated record. The transcript has 20 exons. Gene Ontology annotation, cellular component: endoplasmic reticulum membrane; nucleus; cytosol. Gene Ontology annotation, biological process: positive regulation of transcription by RNA polymerase II; triglyceride biosynthetic process; cellular response to insulin stimulus. Gene Ontology annotation, molecular function: phosphatidate phosphatase activity; transcription coactivator activity.
ACCCAGUGAGGAGGAUUAAAGGACAGGCAGGCUGAGGUGUCCCGGCAGCUGUGAGCCUGCGCCGCCACCGUGCGGCUCUCUGUCCCAUCAACCGGAGCUCACUGCUGCCAGCAAACACCAGUCGGUCACGGUGGUCCAGGCACGGACACGUCAGGACGCUUUUCAGGAGUUUCACGGGCAAAGACAUGGGGACCGAGUGAAGACACAACCGCGUCCUUCGUCGGCAGCAUCUCGCUGAAAGUCACCGAAAGGCGGACACCAUGAACUACGUGGGACAGCUGGCGGGUCAGGUUUUGGUGACUGUCAAAGAGCUGUAUAAGGGCAUUAAUCAGGCCACACUGUCAGGCUGUAUUGAUGUUGUGGUUGUCCGCCAGAGAGAUGGCACCUACCAGUGCUCCCCAUUUCAUGUGCGCUUCGGAAAGCUGGGUGUACUACGCUCUAAAGAGAAAGUGAUCGACAUCGAAGUGAAUGGAGAGCCUGUAGACCUGCAUAUGAAGCUUGGUGACAAUGGAGAGGCCUUUUUUGUCCAGGAAUCUGAACAGCUGAAUCAGAUUGUCCCUGCCCACCUGGCCACCUCCCCAAUCCCCACUGAGAGUCAUUUGUUCUGGAUCUCUGAAGUGGAGCACAGGGCACCAAAAGAUCUGGAAGAUGACCCUGUUGAUCCAGAGGACCCACCUGAGCCCCCUGCGCCCAGCACCCAGGCCACAAAAAAGAAGAAAAGACGAAGAAAGAAGCACAAAGGAGACCCUCGUAGAGAGGAACUGACCCCACCAAUGUCAGUCACUACUGGUAAUGCUGUUGCUGCUAACACAUCCGCUGCUACAACUGCUGCUAUGUCCAGCACUGGGCAAAAUGAAGAGAUCUUUGAGAUGGACUUGAGCUCUGAUGAGGAGGCUGCAGCACAUGUCUCAAGGUCACCGUCAGUGACCACAAUGCGUGACAUUGACCCUAAAUUACCUGCAGCCAGACACAGUCUUGAUGGUUAUCCAAUGUCUGAUGGGGACUGGCCAGCAGCUGACAGUCAUGGAUUGUCUCAGGCCUUCUCCCCUAAGAGUGACUCAGAACUGGUGAUGAGGCCUUCAGAGAGCUUGCUCAGAGCUGAGUCCCAUAUGCAGUGGACCUGGGGAGAGUUUCCAGAAACAACCAGGGUCACCAAGAAAGAGAAACCAGAACUACUAAAAACAGUGACCAUCACCCCAUCAGAGAGCACACACUUUCGCGUCAUCCUCAGCUCUGAGGCCAUGGAAAAUGAGACGGAGAUUGAAAAGAAAGAAGGGGCCUCCACCUCAAUGUGUACCAUCGUGAAGCCCGAGCCACGCACUCCUAUUACCACUGUAACGCUUGUGAAUUCACUGUCACCUGUUAGUACUUUGACCUCUGUGAGUCCCGUCACUCCCCCAGAACCUCUGGAUGUCCUGCCAUCCAGUGUGACCACCUCCACCCCCUCUAACAGCCAACAGAGUGAUUCACCCUCAAAGAAGAAAGGUGUCCCAAAGAGGAGCCAGCAUCAGGGUCCUGAAGAUAUCUACUUAGAUGACCUGAAUGUACUUGAACCUGAUGUUGCUGCACGAUAUUUUCCCAAGAGUGAAUCUGAGGCAGCAACUAAGCACUGGAUGGACUCAGAGAUGCGCUCCGGUUCACAGUCUCCACAGUCGGUGGGUAGUGCUGCAGCUGACAGCGGGACAGAGUGUCUGUCUGACUCAGCCAGCGACCUCCCUGACGUCACCCUAUCUCUGUGUGGAGGGCUCACUGAAAAUGCUGAAAUAUCCAAAGAAAGGUUCAUGGAGCAUAUCAUCACCUAUCAUGAAUUUGCUGAAAAUCCAGCAAUUAUAGAUAACCCCAACCUGGUAGUAAAGAUAGGAAAUAGAUAUUAUAACUGGACGCUAGCUGCACCCUUGAUUCUAAGUCUACAAGCAUUUCAGAAGAAUCUACCAAAGGCUACAGAGGAGGCCUGGGUGAAGGAGAAAAUGCCAAAGAAGUCAGGCCGCUGGUGGUUCUGGCGAAAGAGGGCGGAUAGUACAAUCAAGCAGUCGGAGACGAAGCUUGAAACCAAGGAGGAGUCUCAUUUGGAAGAAGAAGGGCCCUCCAUAUCUCAGGAGACGCUGGCUUUACCGCCUAAAGUGGGAGACUCAUCCAGUGAUGAAGAGUCCAAGGAGGUGAGUGCCGUAUCCUGUCAAGAGAGGCUGCAUGCAGGAGACGUCCAGCACCAUUCCAGCGCGCACACUUACAGAAAGUCACUACGCCUGUCGUCUGAUCAAAUUGCCAGUCUAAAGCUGAAGGAGGGACCAAAUGAUGUGACGUUUAGCAUCACCACCCAAUACCAGGGCACAUGCCGCUGUGAGGGCACCAUCUACCUGUGGAACUGGGAUGACAAAGUCAUCAUCUCUGACAUUGAUGGCACCAUCACCAAGUCAGAUGUAUUUGGACAGAUCCUUCCACAGUUGGGGAAGGACUGGACCCACCAGGGCAUUGCCAAGCUCUACCACUCAGUAGCUGAGAAUGGCUACAAGUUCUUAUACUGCUCAGCUCGGGCUAUUGGCAUGGCAGACAUGACAAGAGGUUAUCUGCAGUGGGUCAAUGAUGGAGGCACCAUCCUGCCCCGUGGACCUCUCAUGCUUUCUCCCAGCAGCCUCUUCUCUGCAUUUCACAGGGAGGUCAUUGAGAAGAAACCAGAGAUCUUCAAGAUUGAAUGCCUUACAGACAUCAAGAACCUGUUCCAGCAUAACAAGCAGCCAUUCUACGCCGCCUUUGGGAAUAGAGCUAAUGAUGUGUUUGCCUAUAAGGAGGUCGGUGUUCCAGUGUGUAGGAUCUUCACAGUUAAUCCCAAGGGAGAGUUGAUCCAGGAGCAGACCAAGGGCAACAAGUCCUCUUAUGGCAGGCUCAGUGAGCUGGUGGAGCAUGUGUUCCCUUUGUUGAGUAAGGAGCAGAACGAGGCCUUCGUGAUGCCAGAGUACAGCUCUUUCUGUUACUGGAGACAGCCGAUACCCGACAUCAACCCCGAUGAACUGCUCUGAUCUUGCACUUACAGAUACACAGGUAUACGUGUACUUGUGAUUGAACUGUGCACUUGGUUGCAUCUCCUGAACACACAUGGACUGGAACCCAAAUUUUCUUCCAUAGUUUCAGACUCACACAACUCUUUAGUUAGUGUGACACAAUAACAGGGUUAUUACUAUAAAUACAUUAAGCUGGUAUCAUGUAUUUUCCUAUUAGAGAUGAGAGGAAGUUAUUACUAUAAGAGUAAAUCCUGAUGAAUAAUGUCCUAAAAGGUUUAUCCCUGGGAGACAAGAGACCGAUCACCACCUAAUGCCCGCCUGGAAUAGUGAUUGAAACCCAUCUUAUCUCUGUAAGUCUGUAACUUCUAGGUCUGUAAUAGCCAUGAGGAGAUCAACGGAAGCCCCACCGAGGCACUAGAGUCAGAGCAGAGCGGAGCACAGUGUUACCCGAUGCCCUGUAGAAAUGUCACGUUCAAAACACAAAAACAACACUGCUAAUUAAAACAGGACAUCUAAUUAACACCGGGCAGCAGCUAUGUGCUGGUCAUGUUUGCUGUGGCUGCUAUAUUUUCCUAGUUGAACAUAUCCAGCCCUUGAUUGGAGGCUCUGUUCUGUUGAAAACAGUAAAAUAGUCGUCGUGGCUGGGAAAUAACAGAUUAUACCAACUAAAUUUAGCAACCCACUGCAAGAACGCUACAGCUGGUGUUCAGUUUUCCUGACACUGCUGACUCCUGACUGACCGUGGUCACUGUAGGUAGAACAGAUUUCACAUGACCACGUUUUUCCCUGGAGAGGUUACGGCCUUCCCACUCAAUGAGUCACGUUGGGUAUGUUAAUAUUCAAGGUCAUACCAGGGAUAUUCUUUUGCCAAGUAUGCGAAGAUGCACAGUUCGUUGUGACUUAAAAACAAAUGAAGCAGCUUCAUGGUAUAUUGUCUUGCUCUUAUUUUAAUGUGUGUGUUUUUUUUUCUGUUAUACAGGCUCUGGCAAAUCAAGUGUGUUUUGUUAACAAUGCAGUCAUUAUUUAUGAUAAUUGAUAUGUUUAAGUUAUUGAUUUGUAUCGUGAUGCCUUUGCUUGUCUGAAAAAGUAAUUUAUCACCAAUGCAAUGUGGAAAUACUUCAAAUUUUGUAUGUUUGGUCACAGAUUAACACGCACUUAACAGUAACUGCUAAGCCUUGUGCAAUCUUUCUUUCGUCAUGUCUCCCACAACAACCUGUACUCCUUGUUUAACAGUAAACCGUUCAACAUGUCAGGCACAUAGACAUUCCUGAGCAAACCUCAGAAUCCGCAGCUUUAGUAUUAAAAUGUGUGUAAAUGUAAGAGAUAACGCUUGAGUUGGAACAGUGGAAAUAAGCAGAUCUGAGAGGAGCUUAAAAUGAAGGAUUUUCGUUUGCGAGGUCCUCUGUGGGACGACUGUGGGAUGAUGUAAAUGUGUGUGUGUGCGCAUACGUAAUCACUGAGUGCUGCUGCUGGUGGGGUGGCAGCAUCGUGCACCCCUUGCUUAUGUUCCCUCAGUGGCUUUACCAAGAUUUAUCCAAGGCACUUUGUCUAAGCUGCAUCCGCAGACGCAGACUUACAACUCAGCACACCUCUCACCCACAUGCACUUCACUGACGGUCUCAACAGACAGUGGACCACAGUAUGCAAUUAUUGCAGGACGGAGAAUUUUACGUCUUUGACAAAUCAGUUAUUCUGAAAUGUCGAUUUAAAUAAUGGUUGAAAGGUGGCUUUUAUUUGUUGUUUGCAAAGAGUGGGGAUGAAAAACAGAACGAUGUUUAUUUGGCCCACUGAAAAGACGUGAAGUAUCGCAGCCUCCCCUUCGCCUCAAUGUGUGUUUGUGUGCGCAAGAAGAAGAAAAGACUGAUCCGGUGCCUCUGGUGUCCGGAGGAAGAGAAAUUUGGAAACUUUGUUUGGAUAUAAACAGGAAAUACUUGACUCUGUAGAGGAAGCUUUUUGAAGUGCUUUCCUGGCAUAAUGUGUGUAUGAUUGAGGAAAUGACAUGAAUCCUACUUCCAACACAAGUGUAGCAGGAACACGAUAUGUGCUUGUGAAGACUAAAAGAGCAGGAGCAAGCAAAACCAUAAAACAAAAAAAAAAAAAGCACAAUUUAUGAUGACAGCUACAUCCAGACUGUCACUAUUAGUUGUCAUUAUUUCACGAUUGUUUUUGCAUUUGCUCUGUAGCUCUGAUGUUUUGUGAUGAUUAAGACGUGUGUCUUGCUCUGAUUCGUUUGCUUGUUCUCUACGAAGUUUGGUGAAGUCAAAUAGAUUUAUCUUAUAAUUAGCAAAAGGAAUUCCAUUCUUUCUAUGAAAGUAAAGCAUCUUGUGUGAAAGAAUCACACUUCAUCCUCUAUGAUCCUGGGAUAUGUGGUCUUUAUUGUUUGUUCUCACUCAAGUGCUGUGGAAACUUAUCUGGUAUAUAUGCUGAUCAUCAUAUUCUUCUGUCUUGAUGCCUUUUUGUUUUUAUUAUUUCUUCUAAAGUGUAUGAUCUUUUGUGAGACUACGUUUCGUUUUGUUUGGAUGUAACGCUUGCUAUUUGAUUGUGUCUGACCAACAGAAAUACCUUAAAUGUAUGCUGUGUUUGAUUUGUAUAGAAAUGUGUUUAAAGAACAAAGUCCAUUGUAAGAAGAAGAAGAAGAAAAAAAAAAGAGCAGGCCUAAUGAAGCUAACAAAGUGUGGCUCGUGGUCGUAUUUGUAUUAAAUAAAGUUUCUAACUGAAUACA